GGGCUUUACGUCGGAUUGCUGAAUACCACUGCUGACAGGUGUUGCUACGAUACCCUCCACAGUGGAGGAGCUCAGACCCCAAGAAGCUGGUGUCUAGCUGCGACCCAAAGCAACGAUGGGCAAUCCGGUAUUCAGGAGACCUUUCUGCCAUCUCUCCACCUACAGCCUGAUUUGGGGCAUGGCAGCGGUAGCGCUGGGCACAGCUCAAGUGGAAGUGGUGACGCAGGAUGAGAGAAAGCUGCUGCACACACCUGCAUCCUUAAGAUGUUCUCUGAAAUUCUCCCAGGAACCCUUGAUUGUGACAUGGCAGAAAAAGAAAGCUGUGAGCCCAGAAAACAUGGUCACUUACAGCAAAGCCCAUGGAGUUGUAGUCCAGCCUGCAUACAAAGACAGGGUAAACAUCACUGAGCUGGGACUCUGGAACACAAGCAUCACCUUCUGGAAUACAACCCUGGACGAUGAGGGCUGCUACAUGUGUCUCUUCAAUACUUUUGUUUCUGGGAAGCUCUCAGGGACAGCCUGCCUCACCCUCUAUGUACAGCCCAUAGUAUUCCUUCACUACAGCUAUUUUGAAGACCACCUAAACAUCACUUGCUCUGCGACUGCCCGCCCAGCCCCUGCCAUUGCCUGGAAGGGCACUGGGACAGGAAUUGAGAAUAGUACUGAGAGUCAUUUCCACCCAAAUGGGACUACGUCUGUCACCAGCAUUCUCCGGGUCAAAGACCCCAAGAAUCAGAUUGGGAAGGAGGUGAUCUGCCAGGUUUUACACCUGGGCACUGUGAUUGACUACAAGCAGACUUUGGACAAAGGAUUUUGGUUUUCAGUUCCACUGUUGCUAAGCAUCGUUUCUCUGGUGAUUCUUCUGGUCUUGAUCUCAAUCUUAUUAUACUGGAAACGUCACCGAAAUCAGGAGCGAGGUGAGUCGUCACAAGGGAUGCAAAGGAUGAAAUAAGAACCCUAGAGAAUUAUCCAGAACCCUGACAGUUUUUCCCUGGUCUACUUGAAUCUGAUGUGAAAGGAAAGCAGGAGGGGAAGGUCGUUCUUCAUGGGACCUAAAAAGAGCAAAAGACGCAGAAGCAAGCAUGUGAGGGAUUUGACUUUUGGCUGUCAUCCUGGGUCCUCAGUGUUUGCAUUCCAAGAGGAAGUCGUGUGCCUCAGGUCUGUUGUAGGACUUGAUUUCGUCGAACAAUGCAGUGUCGUGCUGUUAGAAAUGCACCAAGCUUAGAAUCACAAGUGCCAAGCUGGCUCUCAGGCUGACUUGGGCUCCCACCAGAGGGGGGGAAAAAACCCUUGUAGUAUAUUUACCUCACAGAGCUUCCUCGUCCUCAUACAGCUUAGAAAGGAGUGGGACCAGAUAAUUUGCCACGUAGUCUGAAACCUGAUGGAAUUCUAGAAAGAAAGAUGAAGAAUAAGCAAAGGAAGAAGCAAAGAGAAAAAAUAACACAGAAGGGUCCAAAGAACUUCUGAGACUACCUUUUGCCUUUCUGUUGGUGUCCUAGCUCUGCUUUUGUUCGGAGGUCCACGGUGUGUUUCCCUGUCGUUUGAGUAUCUAGUCUACUACCUGCUACGAUUCUGCUAAGUGUUGGCCUUGCUAGACUCCUUGACCCCCCUGCUGCUCUCCACGUCUUUCUAUGAGGGUAACGAUGAUGAAAAUAGGACAGAAUUUAGUGUGAAGUAGCAUUGGCAACCGUAAUGUGUCUGUUUAACUUAUUUUUAUAGCACGUAUUCAGUAUUGUUAGUCUUAGCCAGUAGUUCACAUCUUUACAAAAGCAUGCUUUCCCUGUCCAUUUGGCCCACACUAUCACCCUCUUUUAGGCCAUCCCAAAUCCUGCCCCGUGUAAUAACAAUAGAUUAUGAAAAGAGAUGUGUAACAAUUCCCUGUAUAGCAGCCAGGUGUAUAUGCUCUCUCUAUCUCUCUCCCUUAGCUUCUUUUUCUGUAACUUGACUUUUCACAAAGAGAAGGCAGUUCUGAAAACACAAUCCCUUCAUUCUAAAGGCAUCCUGAGCCAUCCAUUCUCAACCCUUUGACACGACUAGUGAAGUUGUUUUCUGUAUCUUUUGCUUCGUCUGUCUCUUUGCAGUGACCUGGGAGUUCAAGUGUAAGCUGUUUUCAUUGUUGAACUGGAUAUUUAUAUACUUGGUAUGCUUUUUAUGUGUUAUUUAAUUCUGUAUUAUUUCUUAUAUUUGUAUUAAAAUACUGAGUGAUUAAAAGUGUCAACUAAAUGCA
This is a messenger RNA of Arvicola amphibius (Eurasian water vole), 2227 nucleotides long. It is a transcript of the gene Cd200, whose product is annotated as CD200 molecule. The transcript is spliced from 6 exons. The record is from RefSeq and is a predicted model, not a curated record. Bases 116 to 952 code for a protein of 278 amino acids. Gene Ontology annotation, biological process: negative regulation of macrophage activation; regulation of immune response. Gene Ontology annotation, molecular function: cell-cell adhesion mediator activity. NCBI's taxonomy places the organism in Eukaryota, Metazoa, Chordata, Mammalia, Rodentia, Cricetidae.